This is a messenger RNA of Carassius gibelio (silver crucian carp), 6077 nucleotides long. RefSeq names its product voltage-dependent L-type calcium channel subunit beta-1-like. The coding region runs from base 194 to 1744 and encodes 516 amino acids. NCBI's taxonomy places the organism in Eukaryota, Metazoa, Chordata, Actinopteri, Cypriniformes, Cyprinidae. Gene Ontology annotation, biological process: calcium ion transmembrane transport; neuromuscular junction development; regulation of voltage-gated calcium channel activity. Gene Ontology annotation, molecular function: high voltage-gated calcium channel activity; protein binding. Gene Ontology annotation, cellular component: voltage-gated calcium channel complex. The record is from RefSeq and is a predicted model, not a curated record. The transcript is spliced from 13 exons.
UGUCCCUCCGCUGAACAGCUGGAGACUAGGCUCGGUGUAUUUGCACAGCGCAGUGACAAGCCAGCUGUAAGCCACAGGAAGGAGGAAAAUCACUUUCAUUUCUUUUAUUUUACCUUUAAUUACUUAACAAUGUAUAAUAAACUGAAAGCAGGCUCUACAUGAAACAAUAAAAUCGAAUUUAAAGUUUAAAUUAAUGGUACAGGAGGAUAUUAUGUCCAGGACGCCUUCCAACUCAACCCAGGAAAUCCAAAUGGACAUGUUUGAUCACCAAGGCUCUCAGCCUCAGGGGAAGUAUGCAAAGAGAAAGAGCCGUUUCAAACGUUCAGAUGGCAGCACCUCCUCAGACACAACCUCUAACAGCUUCGUCCGACAGGGCUCAGCAGACUCCUACACCAGUCGUCCUUCAGACUCUGACGUGUCUCUGGAGGAGGACCCUGAGGCUCUCAGGAAAGAAGCUGAUAGACAAGCUCUCGCCACGCUAGAGAAGGCUAAGACCAAGCCAGUAGCGUUUGCUGUGAGGACUAACGUUGGCUAUAACCCAGGCCCUAAUGAUGAUGUACCAGUUCAGGGCAUGGCCAUCUCUUUCGAACCCAAAGACUUCCUGCACAUCAAAGAGAAGUAUAAUAAUGACUGGUGGAUUGGGCGUUUGGUGAAGGAAGGGUGUGAGGUGGGGUUUAUCCCCAGUCCAGUGAAGCUUGAGAGCACCCGUCAAUUACAAGAACAGAGAAUGAGACAGAACCGCCUUAGCUCCAGUAAGUCUGGUGGAAGCUCAAGUCUGGAUGUUGCCACUGGUGCCCGGAGGCCUACUCCACCUGGAACAGCUGACUUGUCCUCUGGGCUUUAUGACGAUUCGGAUUCAGAAGUUGAGGAGGUGGAGCCUGCCAACACCCGUGACCAAAAGGGUGUGGGUGGAAGCGUCACCUCUCCUCAAGGCAACCUAUCCCGCCUCCCUUUCUUUAAGAAGAUGGAACAUGUUCCUCCUUAUGAUGUGGUGCCUUCCAUGAGACCCAUUAUUUUGGUGGGACCAUCCCUUAAAGGCUACGAGGUGACAGAUAUGAUGCAGAAAGCUCUCUUUGAUUUUCUAAAACACAAAUUCGAAGGCAGAAUAUCCAUCACCAGGGUGACAGCAGACAUCUCACUUGCCAAACGCUCAGUCCUGAACAACCCCAGCAAACACACCAUCAUCGAGCGCUCCAGCACCAGAUCCAGUCUGGCUGAGGUACAGAGUGAGAUCGAGAGGAUCUUUGAGCUGGCCCGGACGCUCCAGUUAGUGGCUCUGGAUGCCGACACCAUCAACCAUCCAUCUCAGUUGGCCAAGACGUCACUGGCACCUAUCAUAGUCUACAUCAAGAUCGCCUCUCCAAAGGUGUUGCAGAGGCUGAUAAAGUCCAGGGGUAAAUCUCAGGCCAAACAUCUCAACGUCCAAAUGGUGGCAGCUGACAAGCUUGCACAGUGUCCUCCUGAGCUUUUUGACAUAAUAUUAGAUGAGAAUCAGCUGGAGGAUGCAUGUGAACACCUGGCUGAAUACCUGGAGGCCUACUGGAAGGCUACACACCCUCCGAGCAGCAACCCCCCCAACCCUCUGCUCAACCGCACCAUGGCCACGGCCGCCCUGGCAGCUUCACCCGAACCCGUCUCCAACCUGCAGGUACAGGUGCUCACUUCCCUGCGUCGCAACUUGGAGCUCUUCGAUGGCUACGCUGCUCCAGGGCAAGGGCAACGGGAAGAAGAACACGCCCUCUAAAGACAGGGCCAGGAUUACAAUGGGAUAUUGAAGGGUCCCGUACCCAUCUCCCAAUCACAGAAAUGUAACGAUGGCUGCUCAAGAGAUAGAAAUGCCCGACUAAUUCUGUUGUCUGUCUCUGCUCCUCUCCUUUGACUGAUCUCUCAGUGAUAAAAAUAAUGCAACAAACAUACACAUGAUCAAAACAUCCCAUACGUGAUCAACAUGAUCAUAAGUCCUCUACAGUCCACAGAGUGUCCCCUCAUUCGAAACGCCUGCCGGACUUUACAGUGUCCUCUUGCUGUCUGGGAAUCGUAGCUCAGAUCGCUACCCUCUUCCAGGCUGCCAUGGCACCAGCUCUGAAAAACACACUCAUGUCCAUUAUCCUAUUAACACUGAGCCCAAAUUCUAACAGAAGCUUGUGUAUGUGCAUUGACACCAGUGUUGUUUACCCAAGAUAAACAAACGUGUGUGUGUGUGUGUCUGCGUGCAGAAGUGAGAGACUAUUAGUGCAAAAGUGAGUCAGUGAGGGAGACAAAAGAUAGAUCAGAGGCUAGAUCAGUCAGAUCUCACUGCAGUCUGAACAGUAAAAAAAAAUUAGCAUCCAUCUGCUCGGUCUUCACCAUUACACAGUUGUCUAGGAGACCAAAGUUACGUAGCUUUGAGAUGAAUAAGUCAGUUUAUCCUCUUACAGCAGGGACGGGCAACUUUGAUAGUGACAAGGGACAGCAAGUUUAUUCAGUGAAAUCAUAGCCUUUUAAAGUUUAAUUGUCAUAUCAAUCCAUAUAGCAAUUCUUAUCUUUUCGUCCCCAAGGACCUCUUAUAAUUUUGACUUUUUGUACCGUUUAAGAAGCCUUAAAUGUAAACAAUGUAACUGAAGAGGUUUUAAGGACCUGUGGAAUAAGAACAGUGGUGGGAUGGCGAUUGAAAUACAAUACAGAUUUCCAAACAUAUUGGUACCCCCAUAAUGGUACUUGGUAAAAAAAAAAAAUCUGUUUACCAUCUUGACUGGAAAAUACUGUUUUCAUGGUCAGUUUAUUAUUUAUUAUUUGCUAAUGUUUACAUUCAAUGUUUACGUGACUUGCUUUUCUAAUGUUUUCAAAUUAUUCAUCCGAGUCUAAUAUGGAUUUACUUCUUAAUUUGAUUUACAUUUUAUAUAUAUAAAUCACUGGUAAAAAUAUAAACAUAACUUAUCAGAUAAAAAGAUAGAGAUAAACCAUUUUGGGCAAUUUUUUGUACAUGCAUUUUUCAGAAGAGGGUUGCAAUAUGAGAUGCAUUUUAACUCCAGAGAUGACUGCUCUAAUUUAGAUGAUCUAAUAUGAACUAAUCUAGCCCAAUAUUUUUGAAUCAUCACAAAAAAAAAAAAAAAUUGAAAGGAGCACUAUUUAUUGUGUGGUGUGUUUGAUAUGGCCACUAGAGGGCGCUUAUGAUUCAUAUUUUUUUACAUUACCUGCAUGGUGUGCGUUUAUGUCUGCAGUUUAUCAAAUACAUUUAACUUUCUAUCGUUUUUGAAAAUCAAACCCGAUUGUAUAUUUUAAAGUAAAGUAAGAUAAUUAUUUAUGAUUACAUACUAAAAUUGCAUCUUAUAAAAUGUAGAGGUUGCACUUAGAAAACACUAUGAGCCCUGGCAUCUCACUACACAAAUUGGCUUUCACAUAAUAGCAUGAGUAAAGAAUGUAUUUAAUGUAUGACAUUUGUUAUUGAGGUUAUAGUAUUGCUUGGGAUAUGUUGUCUAACCUUUGUAUUAACAUGCUGCAUGCUCUGUUUUGUGUGUGUGUGUGUGUACAUUGGCAUGUUGUGGUGUGUUUUGGGGUUGCUGUAGGGGCCAUUCCUGGUGCAUGGAGAACAGAAGAGGGAAGGGCCUGAACGUGGCAGACUCCAAGAUUACCAGAGCGACCUGGGUGGCAAGCAGCCGCUGCGCUCCUCACGCAGCCAGUUGCUAACCAGUGGCCGAGGUCUGUCCCGGCAGGAUACGUUCGAUUCCGAAACGCAGGGCAGCCGUGAUUCCGCCUACACCGACGACAUGGAGACCGACCCGUACGAGGAGCCGGACCCGUGUCGCUCGUACCGUCUGAACCCCGCCCACCACGCUCCUCGCCAGGCCUCCUGGGAGGACGAAGGGGCGGAGCCUGACCAGGAGAACCUCAACAUGGUUCCACCACCAGCCAAUCAACAUCAGCGUGGACGAGGCAAGCUGAGGGAGCGCUACUCUCAAGACACAGAAGGCGGCGGAGCGACGACGGGCCGCAACCAUAACCAGGAGGAUUGGAGCAGAGAUGUGUACAUUCGCUAGAGCAGGUUCACCUGAGACAAGGGUGAGGACUUGUCUAGAGUGACACUAACAAGAAUCUCUAUAGUUGGAUCUGUUUACAACCCAGAGAAACACACAGUCAUUGACUAACGCUGUACAGCUAACACUCACGACAUUCACUUUACGCUAACAAAGCUCUCGGUCAUUACAUAUUUGAGGGCAACCACAUGUCCUAUUUUUCUCGGAAAGGCUUACUUCUUGGCUAGGUUUUCUUUUCUUUUUUUAAGUUAUAUUUAUGGGAUUUUUAUAGAUUCAUUGUGAGAGGACAGUUGAGAGAUGACAGGAAAGACGGGAGGAUCAGCAAAGGACCUCAAGGUGUGAAUCGAACUCGGGUCACCGUGAGAGCAGUUGCGCUACUAACCGACUUUACCGUUACUAACAGUUGUCUAACUGACUUUAGAAAUCUUUGCCUGGACAAUUCUGGCAAAAUAAAGACAUAUGGUCACCCUAAUCUAGUUUUAAAUCUGUUUUUUUUUUUGAGGAGAAUAAGCAGGAGAACCUUUCUUCAUUUCUAUUUUACUUUUGUAUAUUACUGCAUGACUGCUGAUCAUUAUAAACUUAGUAACUGUUCUCUCUGAGCAUUAAACACGAUUCAGAAUGUAUAACCAAAAUCUUGUAAGUGUAUGUUAGCGUUCGUGGUUGGGUGCGUAUGUGUGCACGCGUGUCUAUCCUCUGUAGUCUUAAACAGGGUCUUUCCGACACACAGUAGUCUUGGGAGUGUCCCACCAAUUUGUUUUCCCAGACCACACUACUGCAGAGCAUGUUUUUGUUUCGUAUUUGAUUCUAUUUAUUUUAUUUAUUGAGUCUCGAAAGGUCUAUCCAGAUUUUAGCCUGCUAAAACCUUUACCGGGCUCCACCGCUGCUGUGUACUCCAAUCCACAAGGGGUGCUGUGGUGCUCACAUGCGAUAGUUUAAUGGGGCUAAAAGCGCUAAAGUGUAUCAACAGAUGAUAAUCCAGAUCCACAAGCAGUUCUAAAAGGCUAAUAUGCAAAUAUAAAUAAGACAAUUAAGAGGGUUAGAUUUUAGAACUAAAAGCCCAAAAUGUUUGAGACCACCGCUAAAGCUGAACACAAAAAGCUUUGUGUUGAUUGUUACCGGCUCUGUCCCGUCUUCUGUGCCUGCUCAAGGGCUUUUAGCAUCUGUGUCGCUAGUGUAACACUGAAACAUAUUCUGCCUUAUUUGCACGUCAGUCACACAGGCCAACCAAUCACAAGUGCCAUAAUCUUUCAUCAGGCCACUCCCACCAUAAAUAUGGUGGGUUGUCUUAACUCGGUGCAACACAUAUAGUUGUUAUUGUUGUGUGAUAGUAGUCAACACUGCCAUUUUACCUUAUCAUAGCAACAUGUUUGCACUGCUAGCCAUUUGAAGAUUAAACAAGCUGUGUGUUGCAUGACAGUUUAAGGAUUCACUUCACAGGCUGAGAAGUGGACGUACGUACAUACAUACACACAUCCUACAGCCAAAUUCAAGCUAAUGCUACUGCUUUUUGUGUUGUUAUCUCUGUGGCCAAUUUCUAAGUCAAGACUGUAUGUGUGUGCGUGUGUGUGUGUAUGAAAUGCGAGAAAAUCUGAAGUCUUUACUAUUUUAUGUAACCAGAGCCUUGGUGAGUGUCUCUGAGCCUCUUUUUACCCUCACCCUAUGUUUGAAAAGAUCAUCAUGAUGAAAUUAGCUAAAUAUACAAGUAGAUAGCUUACUAAAUAAUGUUAUUGUUGCAUUAUUGCAAUUGUUUCAAAAUAUAAGGAAAACCGAUGUAUUCUUUGGUGCCUGAUUGUAGCUCCAUUUUACUUUUUGUUUUUAAUCUGUGGAUAAAUUAAUAUUUUAAUUAAAAAUUUUAAUCUGGAUCAACUGUUUCCUGUGCCUUUGCUAUUUUCAUUUCCUUUAGUCAUCUAUACAUAUGGAUGAAAAGUAUCAGUCAUUCUCAACCAGGGGCCUCAGUGAACAUCCAAGCAUGACUUAAAAUGAGUUAACUUUAUACAUUUCUAUAAUUACAUAAACUCUAAUCCAAAUUGAAAUGCCAAAUAAAAUCAAGAUGUAAUCUGAAAA